AGUUUUCUGCAGUCCCAGAAACUGAUCGUGUUGGGGGAAGGUGACGGCGCCGAGCGUGAGUGUCCCUCUGUGCAGAUUAAACCUGCGCACCUUGUUUCCCAUGUCCGCAGCCGGUCCCCGGGGGCGCUGCGGGCCUUAAGACCCCCGCACCGCGCCCUCCACCCCAGCACUGACUUCUAAAGACUCUUGGUACAGGAGGAAGAAACGCAGAAGAGGAGAACAAAAGAGUCAGGGAUGGCUCUUCCUCAGGGACACUUGACAUUCAGGGAUGUGGCCAUCGAAUUCUCUCAAGAGGAGUGGAAAUGCCUGAACUCUACACAGAGGACUUUAUACAGGGACGUGAUGUUGGAGAACUACAGGAACUUGGUCUCCCUGGCUCUCUCUCAUAACGGUGUGAUCAAGGAAUUAGCACCAAAACAGGAAAGUAACAUGGGGGAUGUAUUCCACACAGUGGCAUUGGAACAGCAUGAAACACCUGACAUGCAAGAGUUUUGCUUCAGGGAAGUCAGGAAAAAGAUACAUGACUUCGACUGUCAGUGGAGACAUGAUGAAAGAAAUUAUAACAAAGUGACUAUGACCCCAAAAGAAAAUCUUACUUGUAGAAGAGACCACCAUGAUAGAGGAGGUAUAGAAAACAAGUCUAUUAAAAAUCAGCUUGGUUUAAUCUUUCUAUCCCAUUCCCCUGAACUGCAGCAGUUUCAAGCUGAAGGGAAAAUUUAUGAAUGUAACCAUGUUGAGAAGUCUGUCAACCAUGGUUCCUCAGUGCCACCACCCCAAAUAAUUUCUUCUGCCAUCAAAACCCGUAUUUCUAAUAAACAUGGGACUGAUUUCAUCUGUUCUUCAUUACUCACACAAGAACAGAAAUCAUGCAUUAGAGAAAAACUUUACAGAUAUGAGCACGACAAAGCCUUUAAUCAUGACUCACACGUGUCUGUCCAUCAGGUAAGUCAUUCUGGAGAGAAACGAUAUACAUGUGAUCUAUGUGGCAAGGUCUUUAGUCAAAAAUCAAACCUUGCACGUCAUCGGAGAGUUCAUACUGGGGAGAAACCUUACAAAUGUAAUGAAUGUGACAAAGGCUUCAGUCGCAGCUCAUGCCUGGCGCUGCAUCGGAGAGUUCAUACUGGAGAGAAACCUUACAAGUGUUGUGAAUGUGACAAGGUCUUCAGUCGCAAUUCGUGCCUUGCGCUACAUCGAAAAAUUCAUAUUGGAGAGAAACCUUACAAGUGUAAUGAGUGUGGCAAAGCCUUUAGUGUGAGGUCAACACUUACCAACCAUCAGGUAACUCAUAGUGGAGAGAAACCUUACAAAUGCAAUGAAUGUGGCAAGGUCUUCAGUCAGACUUCAAGCCUUGCAACUCAUCAGAGAAUUCACACUGGGGAGAAACCAUACAAGUGUAAUGAAUGUGGUAAAGUCUUCAGUCAAACCUCAAGCCUUGCAAGGCACUGGAGAAUUCACACUGGAGAGAAACCUUACAAAUGCAAUGAAUGUGGCAAGGUUUUCAGUUACAAUUCACACCUUGCUAGUCAUCGGAGAGUUCAUACUGGAGAGAAACCAUACAAGUGUGCUGAGUGUGGCAAAGCCUUCAGUGUGCAUUCGAACUUAACUACCCAUCAGGUCAUCCAUACUGGAGAGAAGCCUUACAAAUGUAAUGAGUGUGGCAAAGCCUUCAGUGUACAUUCAAGCCUAACCACCCAUCAGGUCAUCCAUACUGGAGAAAAACCUUACAAAUGUAACGAGUGUGGCAAAUCCUUCAGUGUCCGCCCAAACCUCACUAGACAUCAGAUAGUCCAUACUGGAAAGAAACCUUACAAAUGUGAUGAUUGUGGGAAGUCUUUUAGUGUGCGCCCAAACCUCGUGAGACAUCAGAUUAUCCAUACUAAGGAGAAACCAUAUAAAAGAAAUUAAUAUGGGAAGAUCUUCGGUCAAAGUUUAAAUCUUGUGAGUCAUCAAAGAAUUUAUAUAAGAGAGAAACCUUCUUACAAAUAUAAUACAUGUGGCGAGGUUUUCAGUCACAGUUCUCUCCUACACAGCAACAGAGAAUUUCAUUCCUGAGAGAAUCCUUACAAGUACAACAAACCCUUCAUCAUGAGUUCAAGCAUUUAUUGACGUCAGAGUCCAUCUAAAGAGAAAUCAUAUGAAUGUAUGUGGCAGAGGCUUAAUUUUAAGUCUCACAACUCACUAGACAUCAAAAUAUACAUCUUUGUAUAUUUUGCCCAUGUUGAAGUGAUUACCCAGGGAUGAACACUAAAACAUCCAAGGAUUUAUGUGGGGAAUCAUUCAGUCUAGUUGUGCAUGCUAAACUUUUCAUAUUAGACAUUGUAGAACAAUUGCAAGUCCAAAUAUGUUAAAACCUACAACAUGAUGUAUAUUAAAGGUUGCAGGAUGUUUGGGAGUCA
Messenger RNA from Cebus imitator (Panamanian white-faced capuchin), 2396 nucleotides. RefSeq names its product zinc finger protein 415 (gene ZNF415). NCBI's taxonomy places the organism in Eukaryota, Metazoa, Chordata, Mammalia, Primates, Cebidae. The transcript has 4 exons. The record is from RefSeq and is a predicted model, not a curated record. Bases 235 to 1905 code for a protein of 556 amino acids. Gene Ontology annotation, molecular function: DNA-binding transcription repressor activity, RNA polymerase II-specific. Gene Ontology annotation, biological process: negative regulation of transcription by RNA polymerase II.